AUGAUAAUUGUAACAGAAUUUCAAAACGAACUUCUAUCAGAAGAAGAAGAAGACGAAGAAGGAGAAACGGUGUUAACUAUGGUCGAUUCAGUAGGACGAUUUGCUUGCUGUUCAUUACGAACAUCUGGCAUAGUAGUAGCGAUAACUGAAUUACUAAUAUGCAUUAUAACAACAUAUGGCCUAAUCCGGAAUCUUCAGCUUUUCGGAACUUACUAUUUACUUUGGUUUAUUAUUGGUAUUGCAAGUGUAAUUGUAAUAUUAAUAGUGAUUGUACUCCUAUUGUAUGCUAUCAAAACUGAAAACGGCCGUUUUUUGAUACCACACCUAUGUGCUCAGAUAUUUUUAAUAUUCUUCCUGAUUAUUGUGGCAUUCGUUGUUACAUUGUUGCUAAUUUUUGGUGCAUACCGUGGUAUCCGAAAUCUUCUUGGUCAUGCAAGUUAUCAUAUCACCGAUGAUGCAACAAUAACACUUGGUUAUAUGAUUAUUGCAAUAUAUCUUGCAUUAGCAGUACUGGAAAUGCUAUUUCUUUAUAUCGUUUACAGGCUUUACAGGCAUUUAAACCGGUAUCUCCUGAUUGGAUCAGAUGACCCAUUCUCUAAGAAAGGUCCUCGUCACCAUAUUUACACAGCGACAUGGCAGAUGCCACCAAAAACAGCUGCUGAUGGAAGCGGAUCACCAGAUGCUGGUCAUUUAUAUCCUUACAGUCCAUAAAUGACAGAGGC
Molecule: messenger RNA, 722 nt
Organism: Loa loa (African eye worm)
Lineage: Eukaryota; Metazoa; Nematoda; Chromadorea; Rhabditida; Onchocercidae
Exons: 6
Coding region: 1-711 (236 amino acids)
Cellular component (GO): lysosomal membrane
Source: RefSeq, a predicted model, not a curated record